Molecule: messenger RNA, 1728 nt
Organism: Tetrahymena thermophila SB210
Lineage: Eukaryota; Ciliophora; Oligohymenophorea; Hymenostomatida; Tetrahymenidae
Exons: 3
Molecular function (GO): protein binding
Source: RefSeq, a predicted model, not a curated record
AUGAAAAAUCUAUUUAAAAAUUUUAGCUUUUUCUAGCUUCUUUAGCAUAAUUAAAGAAAUUAAUAGUAGUUAUGUAAAAGAUUCUAAUUAUAGUUAGUACCAUAGUUUUAGUUUAGUAGAUUUGGCAGCCCAGAGAAGAAAUUGUAAGACUUUUAGAAAUAGUUAAACGGAUAUAUCAGAAAAUGCAAUUAUAAUCAAAUGGUUUUAACAUAAAUUAAAAUUAUCAAAACUAAAGAAAAAUAUGAGAAAUUAGAAUUUUAUAAAGAUUUUUAAGUAGACUAUAGAAAAUUAUGCUAGUAUUUGAUAUUGAAAAGAGAUUAUGAAGAAGCAGUAACUUUGUAUGAAGAUUGCAUAGCUUACCUAACAGAUUAACUUUCUAAAUAGAAAUAAGAUCAUUUUAAAAAUGAUGAAAUUGAACAGUUAGAUGUUAAUUUUUUAUAAAGUGAAUUAAUUUCUUUUAAACUUGACCUCGCGAGCGUAUAAUUGAUAAGUCCUAAUAAAAAUGGGGAUGAAGCUUUCGAAAUUAUAGAGGAGCUUAAAGAAUAUAAAGAAUAGGGAAAAAUGAGCUAAUUGUAAGUAUUAAAACAUAUUUUACUUGAGAGUAAGCUCUAUUUUUAGACCUAUGAAUUAUAAGAGAGCUUAAAUACAAUUUUAUAAGCUGAUGCAGUAAUUGAAUAAAUUAUUAGUCAAGAUGAAACAAAUUUUGAUUUCAUUUCUUUGUUAGUAGAAAUUUAUGUAUUGAAGAUAAAAUUAUAAGUAGAACUUUAGCAGAUAGCUCUUGCUUAAGAGAAUAUACAAAAAUGUGAAAAAUUAAUUGAUGAAAAAGGCUUAGCUGACACUCAUCCUUAGCUCUGCUUCUUAUUUUAUUAAGCAUCUAUCGAUAUUUGCUAGUAUACAGCUGAUUUAGACUUAGCCUAAACUAGAGUUUUAUAAAUGCAAUAGAUUCUCGAAAAUUCUGAAAAUAAAAAUCCUGUUUAUUAGUGUUUGCUAUAUUAUUAUGACAGUUUAAUAUAGAACCAAAUAGGAAAGCAUUUUGAUUCUAUCCAGAGUCUGAAUUCUUGUUUUGAAAUUUUAUCUAAAUCCGUAGACGAAGAAAAUGAGUUGGUAUGGAAGGCAUUAAACUUAAAAGCAAUAUAAUUAAUAGAAGAAAAUGAUUUCAAGAGUGCUUUGAAAAUUUUAAAUACAAACUAAUAAGAAAUGGAAAAGAAGAACAAAAUAAAAACACGUCUCUAUUAUGAGACCCAAGUCCAUAUUAUUGUAUUGCAAUUUGCGUUAACUAAUUUAUAAAAAGCAACGUAAUUAUGUGAAUAAUAUCUAAGUAACGUAGAGAAACACUUUGGAUAAUAAUCAGAAUAAUUUAUAGAUGGAUUAAUAAUCUAAGGUAUGUGCGUUGUAAGUAAUAAUCAAAGUGAUGAUUAAUAAAAAACAUAAGGUUAUAUUGGUAUCAGACAAGCUUGCAUGGCCAUUAAGAAUAAUAAAAUAAAGCAGCUAAAAAUUAGAUUUAUAUAUUUGAAUCUACUUAAAGAGGUGUUGAAGAGAAAAAAUGCUUUCAAAGAAAUUUUUUAUAUCAACACAGUGUUAAAUUCCUACUUUUUCUAACCAAGAUUAAAGUUUUAAUAAAAAAAUGAACAAUUUAUUUAGUCAUAUGAAGAUAAUAAUAAACAAUUAGAUCUUAUUAGCUAAAUACUUGAGCUAGAAACAGUGAAUAAAUAAAUGAUGAAUUAAUGA